This is a messenger RNA of Parasteatoda tepidariorum (common house spider), 1137 nucleotides long. RefSeq lists its product as uncharacterized. NCBI's taxonomy places the organism in Eukaryota, Metazoa, Arthropoda, Arachnida, Araneae, Theridiidae. The record is from RefSeq and is a predicted model, not a curated record.
AUGUUCGCGAGAGAGUCUCCUAAUGAUGCCAAUAACUACGACUUUGUAAAAGAAUUGAUUCUUAAACAAUAUAAGCUUAAUGCAGAGGAACUCAAACAAAAUUUUUAUCGACAUUUUAAAUCACCUGAAAAAUCUUGGCGAAAUUUUGCACAAGAAUUAAAUUGCUAUUUUAGCGAAUGGGUUUCUGAAGUAAAAAUUACCACUUUCGAUGAUCUUAAGAGUUUGAUGGUUACCGAGAAAAUGAAACGUCAUGUACCAAAUGACAUGAGAGAUCAUUUUCUUGAAGAUUGGAUGGAAUUGAAUUCUUAUUCCAAAUUAGCCGGGAAAUUGGACGUCUAUGAAAGUUUAAAAAACAGUUUCAAGGAAAAGUCUGUGUCUUAUAAUCGAAGUAACCAAAAUGAUUCUUGGCGAUCUAUGAACCAAAGUGAUAUCAGAACUAAAGAAAAGUUGACUUGGCAGAAAAAUAAUGUUAAAGAAAAUGUUCGCGAAAGAGAAUUUGAAAGAAGAAGACAGCUUAGAUGCUAUGAAUGUGGUUCUUAUGAUCAUCUACGCCCUCAAUGUCCCAAGGCGAAAGCAAAUUCAGAAACUGUGGCUUCGCUUCACGUUUCGGAACCAAGGUUUCCUGAUAUAAUGACACCAUAUACGAGCAUUUGCGUGGUAAAUGGCGUUGACAUUUCAAUACUACGAGACACUGGCGCAACCUUGGAUUUAAUUCCUAGGAGAUUUGUAAAACCUGAAAUGUACACGGGUGAGUUUGUUUGGAUAAAAACUCCAAUACAGGAAGAAUCAUUUUGUUUCCCAUUAGCCGGAGUUGAAUUAAACUGUAAGUUAGGAAAAGUGGUUACUAAGGCAGCUGUAUUAGGUGAUUCUCUUGAUCAAGGGUAUUAUUUAUUGGGUAACAAAACGGGUGCUCUAUUGGAAAAUUCGUUUGAAGUCCCAAUGAUAAGUGCUGUAAUGACUCGAAAACAAGAAAAAAUGAAUGAAAGGAGGGAAGUAGAAAAUAAAGAUAAUGUACAGCUCGGUAUAGUCGAUUUCAAUGAACUUCCGUUACUUCUGAUCAAACGGCGAAAAGCGAUGACUUACUCACUGAAAAGAUAUUACCUUGUAAUAAAGAAUUUAUUGGUAUCGAACUGUUAA